Chenopodium quinoa (quinoa) is the source of this 1281-nucleotide messenger RNA. Its product is annotated as F-box protein CPR30-like. Gene Ontology annotation, molecular function: protein binding. The coding region runs from base 1 to 1281 and encodes 426 amino acids. NCBI's taxonomy places the organism in Eukaryota, Viridiplantae, Streptophyta, Magnoliopsida, Caryophyllales, Amaranthaceae. The record is from RefSeq and is a predicted model, not a curated record. The transcript has a single exon.
AUGUUUGAUUGCUUGAUUUAUGAAUUAUUGAUCAACAUUUUGUUAAGAUUGCCUGUCAAAACCCUUGUAAUUUGCAUUUGCACUUGCAGAACCCUACAAUCUUUCAUCACUAGCCCCAAUUUCAUAGCUGCUUAUACCAACAAAUCUAAACAAAACUCAUUUGUUUUUCUUAAGUACCACACUGAUUCCUUUGGAAAAAACAUCAAAAGGGUCAAUGAGUAUUUCUGGUUACACCCAGAUAACAAUUCCUUAAAUGUUAAGGAUUUUAAGGGGAAGAAUUUGCCUAUGAAAUGUUAUGGCUCUUAUUUUUAUAAAAUUGUGGGUUGUUGUAAUGGUGUUAUUUGCUUGACUUGCAACUCUAGUGCAACAAGUUAUAUCAUUUAUCUGUGGAAUCCUUCCAUAAGGAAAUACAUACAUGUCCCUGAUCCGAAUGUCAUGUACAAGACUCAUGGCAGGUUUAAUAAUGUGUGUUUAGGGUUCGGGUUUAAUGAGCUUGCCAACGAUUAUAAGAUCAUUAGGGUCGUUUACAUUCAUCGAAUUGAUUUGUUUGAGGAAGUACCUGUUCUUGUAGAGGUUUACUCUGUGAGUGCUAGGUCAUGGAGAUACAUCGAGAACUCGAGUCCUAACCAUUUACUUCAAAUGCAACAAUGUACGCAAUGUUUCUUCAAAGGCGCUAUACAUUGGAUGGGGUAUAACCGGCUUAACCGUGGUUUAAGUGCCAUUGUGACUUUUGAUGUGGUGGAUGAGAGUUUUGGUGAGGUGAAGUUACCAGCUUCUUUGGAAGGGUCUAAUUCAAGUUUUAGGGGAUUGAUCAAUAGAGUUUGUUGGGACAUGCUUGCUUUAAUUCAAGUGAAUUCAGGUUGUUGUCAAAUAUGGGUGAUGAAAAAGUAUGGUGUUGCGGAUUCAUGGACUAAGAUGUUUACAUAUGCUCAUCCGACCUUGCGUCCAAUUAUGCCGGCAAUAAGUAUCAGAAAAAACAAGGAUAUUUUAAUGUUGACGACGAAAUCUGAGUUGAUUUGGGAAAUCCAAGAUGCCACCAUGGACAAUUUUUUGCAUAGGCUUCGUGCUUUCGAGAAUUUCAAGGUUCCAGAUAUUACAAUGCUUUCUGCUCAGAGAAUUGGUGAUAAAAUGGAGGAAUUAGGAGUGGUUACAGAGCCACUUAGAGAAUGCUAUUUGGCUUCUUAUGAGGAAAGUUUAGCACUUUUCAAUGAGGGAGAACCAAUAAUUGGUGAUGUUAUUGAAGACGAUGCUAUCAAAGAUAAUAAUCUUCGAUCACAAUGA